Cucurbitaria berberidis CBS 394.84 is the source of this 3632-nucleotide messenger RNA. Its product is annotated as WD domain-containing protein. Gene Ontology annotation, molecular function: protein binding. Gene Ontology annotation, cellular component: cytoplasm. The record is from RefSeq and is a predicted model, not a curated record. The coding region runs from base 56 to 3556 and encodes 1166 amino acids. Gene Ontology annotation, biological process: tRNA methylation. NCBI's taxonomy places the organism in Eukaryota, Fungi, Ascomycota, Dothideomycetes, Pleosporales, Cucurbitariaceae. The transcript has 5 exons.
CAAACUUCUACCAUGAGCUCGUACCUUCGACGCGCCACGCGAUACGUCUUCGCCAAUGUCACCAGUUCUCCAGCAUGAAUGUACUCGUAUUCCGGUGACGGCAUUGGCCUCCUGCGGCGUCCUUCUAAUUGUCGCAGAAGGACCCUUUGUACGAUUUUACCACGCUAAGGAUUCACGAUACAUCUCGUCGAAGCGCAUCUUCAAGGCGCAGGUAGUGCAUGGCAUAUCCGUCUACUCUGGAGAACACGACCAUGUGACUAAACUCGUGAUUUGGGGAGGACGGCUUGUUCGUGCCCUGGACAUCGAGUUCACUACCCCUGAUCAUCAGCCUCAUGUUCUGACCACCUGUUUGUCUGAUGUCGGAAAAAGUCCAGACUGGAUACUCGAUUUGGCCGUUCGCCCAACCAGUCAGGGAGAUGAGUCCGAGGGACAGAGGGGCAUAUGCAUUGCAGGUGCCGUCACAGCUCACAAUGCACUCCUGCAGGUGUCAAUAGAGCGUCAGGAUGUAGGCAAAUCCUUCAAUAGCAGUUCCUUCACAACUACUAUUUCUGAAUUAACAUCCAGCUCUCGCUCCAUCCUCUACUCGGCUCACCUGUUUUGGGAAUCCUCAGACCGAGUUCUCGUUGCUGCUGGCACUGCUUUUGGUGAGAUCAUGUACUGGUCAUGGAGCCACGACUCACAGUUUGGACCCGUCUCUCGCAUACACCGCGUCUUUCUUGGACACGAGGGCUCGAUCUUCGGUGUUCAGAUAUCCAAAGAAUUGCCAUCUGAAUGUUGUAAGCAACUCAAACGAGUGAUUGCAAGCUGCAGCGACGAUCGCACGAUCCGGAUAUGGGAUGUGUCUGAUGUCAACACAAUCUCCGCCAUCCCAGAUGGGUCAGACGAUGAUGUUUUGAGAACGCGCCAUACCGGGUUUAGCAAUGAAUCCUUCGAUGCAAAUACGUUCGCCAGCUCGGACUGUCUUGCCAUCGGAUGGGGACACAUGUCACGUGUUUGGACGGUGCGAUUCUUGGACUCUCCAUUAUGCAAUGAAUCCGUAUUCCUUCAAUCGGCAGGAGAAGACGCGACUUCACGUACUUGGGAGCUUGUUCCGAACGACGAAGACAACAAGAGCUUUUCUUAUAAGCUUUUACAUCUUGACUGUGCCGCAUAUCACAGUGGUAAGAACUUAUGGUCAACAAGUGUCUGUUAUGAUUCGGCCGGGCCGCAACAGGUGGAUUGUGGCGCUGCUGACAGUAAAAUCACGUCGUAUGCGUUGCCUCGCAUGUCGCAAAAGACCAAGACAGCAGCAGAGAACAUCCCCACAGAGUACACACUACAUGACGUUCUGUCGCUGUCACAGCCUGCCGUUGAAAACUCUACCAACGUAGCAAUUCAAGAGGGUCACGGAUCUUCAAAGAAGGCCGAUUUCUUUCGAGGUUAUUGCUUCGUGGAUGAGCACACAACUCUGCUCACGACUAACUCUGGAAAGGUUCUUCUAGGGUCUGUUGCAUCAGAGGCAGCCUUUGGUCAGUCCGGCGUUCUCACUGAUGUAACUUUCGUCGCUCAACUCGAGGAUCUCUCCGGAUACUCAGUCUGCGUCAGCGCAUUACGACAUGGGAUGGCAUUUGUUGCUGGCGCAAAGGGUAGCAUUUAUGCGUACUGUCAGAGCACGCAUGCUUUAACGAAGGUACAUUCUGUGAACGGAAAGGUUGGAGAACUGCAUACCACAAGCUUCUCGACGUCUACGGGUCGAGAAGUAGUGGCAUCGCUCGUCACUCUGGUUGGACAGAAGGAAGCACAGCUUCUCUACGUGGAUAUUGCACCCGAGGUUCAUGUCUUCUACGUUGUGGUCGUACCUAUUUCCGACGCACUGACAGGAUCUCUUGUCACGAGCAUGGCUCAUGUGAGGACCUCCAUUGGCCACUUCCUGUUUCUUGGAUUCCGCCGCGGAGCAAUCGCAGCAUACAGGCUCGGCGAAGACGAUUCAGGAACCCAAGCCACGUUGCUCCGAAUCAUUGAGAACGCCCAUGGCAGCGAAGCAGUCACUAGUCUGGCGUGGAAAGCGUCGUCUGCCGAUUCCACAUUUGGCCAUGCUCUCUCAGUUGGGCGAGAUGGACGUCUCGCCGUGCACCACAUCGACUUAUCGACGAACCUCAUUCUACUAAUCCACAACCCUGCACUGCCAAUCGGGCCAAAUAUCGAAGGCCUCUAUUUUCAUCAAAGUCGCCUCUUUGUACAUGGAUUUUCUAGCAAGAAGUGGGUCCUUUACGAUGUUACAGCAGAAGAGGAGGUCAUGGGCGUCGAGACUGGAGGCGCACACAGAAGCUGGGCUUUCCAGCCUCGCUCAUCUUCACAGGGCGGGACCCUUGUGUGGACUAGAGCUGCUGGCAUGCACAUAUACAGCCAAACCGGACCAAACCAUACUGUGAUUCGCUCUGGUGGGCAUGGGCGUGAAAUCAAGGCUGUGGCAGUGUCGCCUGUCACCAACCGAGGAUGCCCCAACCGAGGAUGCCCCAACCGCUUUAUUGCGACAGGUUCAGAAGACACAGACAUCAAAAUCUUCCAAUACAUUGAGGGGGAGCUCGUCUGUCGAAAGACAAUACGAAAGCACACUACUGGUAUCCAACAUCUGCAAUGGUCGGAUGAUGGCGAUUAUUUGUUCAGCAGCGGAGGAUGUGAAGAAUUCUACAUCUGGCGGAUUCGUGAACUCCCAUCAUUCCUAGAUGUCGGCAUCGUUUGUGAGCAUGUAUACGCGCCAGAGAGUGAGCAUUCGGAUCUAAGGAUCAUGUCUUUCGAUAUCAGAAGGCGAGAGUCUGGACAUACUAUCGCAAUGGUCUUCUCAGAUUCAAGCAUCAAGGUCUACGAUUACACUCCGGAAGGGGUUGUGAAGUGGCAGCCCAUUGCCAGGGGAACUUACUUUACGUCUUGCUUGACGCAAUGCACUUUUCUAUCUCCUCAAAGAAUUCUAACAAUUGGUACCGACGGACAUGCUGUCGUGUGGCCUCUGUCGCCUGAUAUGAACCAGUCAACCGUAGACAGUUCUUAUUCAGUCUCCACGCUGAUCUGGCAGCACCCCGCAAGAAUACACCAAAACUCAUCCAAGGCCAUGGUUUCGCAUGCUCUAAACAAAGACAUGAAUCUCAUUGCAUCUGGCGGCGACGAUGGUAGUUUAGCCUUUUUACUUACACGCACGGCUCUAGCACAUUCAUCGGCUGCACCGGCCACAUCGUACGCCUCUCCUCCAGUACUCAUACAGCGCGCGCAUGCCUCAGCCAUCACAGCAUGCGCAGUAACAUCACAUCAGUCUCGAAUUUUCAUCAUAACGUCUGGCAACGAUGAGUGGGUCAGACUGUGGGAAGUAACAGUUCAAAAUAUAGAUGGUCGACCAAAUAGCAAAGAGGCGACAAGUAUAGAAGACUGGAUAGUGGUAAAACGACACAAGAAGAUCAAGACACAUGUGGCAGACGUAUCUAGCAUGGCUAUAGUGGAUUCAGGCGGUGGGGUGUUGGAUGCACGAGUUUUGUUGUGUGGUGUCGGCAUGGAGGUCAUAAGGGUAGAAUGGGAGGCAGCUUGAACAGCCUGAGGAGUAGUGCGAAUCAGUCGCUUCUAUGAGAGCCAGUGGAUUAUGAUUCUCAUGCAUAUCUUUCGAC